Molecule: messenger RNA, 1450 nt
Organism: Sorex fumeus (smoky shrew)
Lineage: Eukaryota; Metazoa; Chordata; Mammalia; Eulipotyphla; Soricidae
Gene: ELP6
Product: elongator acetyltransferase complex subunit 6
Exons: 7
Coding region: 92-892 (266 amino acids)
Biological process (GO): tRNA wobble uridine modification
Cellular component (GO): elongator holoenzyme complex
Source: RefSeq, a predicted model, not a curated record
GGGCUGCGCCUGCGCGCUCCAGGGCUGUAACUGCUGGCUUUCCAGCCUCCGCCAGCGCCGCUGCUUCCCGCUUCUGUUCCCGAAGCUCAGAAUGUUCCCGGAACUCAAUAACCUCCUCGACACCGCUCCCGACAGGCCGGAGCAGGGGCGGCUGACUCUCCUCUGUGAUGCCAGGACAGAUGGCAGUUUCCUCGUGCACCACUUCCUCUCCUUCUACCUCAAAGCUCGUUGUAAAGUCUGCUUUGUGGCCCUCGCCCAGUCCUUCAGUCACUACAAUAUUGUGGGACAGAAGUUGGGUAUCAGCCUGACCACGGCGCGGGAACGCGGACAGCUCGUCUUCUUCGAGGGACUCAAGGCAGCGGUGGAUGUCAUCUUCCGGGCUCCGCAGGGAGAGCCACAGCCCCUGCAGUUUCUCAGGGAGGGCACCGCUGGGAGCCUGCAGCCACUGUAUGAGUUUGUGCAGAAGUCACUGAAGCCAGAGGCCGACGCGGACACUGCGUGGAGGUGGCCGGUGCUGCUGGUGGAUGACCUCAGUGUGCUGCUGAGUCUGGGCAUGGGGGCCGUAUCUGUGCUGGACUUUGUCCACUACUGCAGAGCCACCGUGUGCUGGCAGCUGAAGGGAAACGUCGUGGCCCUUGUGCAUGACCGUGGUGACGCUGAGGAUGAGGAGAACAACCUCCUGCUGAAUGGCCUCUGUCACCAGAGCCACCUGGUCCUGCGAGCUGAGGGUCUGGCCACUGGCUUCUGCAGGGAUGUGCACGGGCAGCUGAGGAUCCUGUGGAGACCAACACAGACCACAGCCCAGCGGGAUCGGAGCCUCACUUACCAGUACAAGAUACAGGACAAGAACGUGUCCUUUUUUGCCAAAGGCAUGUCCCCUGCUGUUCUUUGACCUCACUUAGGGACUACUGAAACUGCCCUGAACUGUCUGUUUUCAAAGGUUCAUGAUAAUCAACCAAGUAGGGGUGGACGUAGACAUGGGAAACUUGGAGGGGCUGGUUGCUCAGAGUAAUCCGGAAAUGGUGCCUUUGUUCCCCGAGUCCUGCUCAGAAAACACCGCGAGGGAUCUGCCGUCCCAGCCCUCUUGAGAUUCAACACUGCAUGUCAAGCCCUGUGAAAAAGACCCUCAAAUCCUGCCAGGCCUUGGCCCAAGUGGUGGUCUUUGAUAACUGCUUCUCAGAGCCAGAGUGAGUGUGACUGCAAUCUGAAGGAACAUCGCCUGGCCCGAAUCCCCAGUGACAAGACAGAGGGUGAUGGCUACUUGCAGAGGAGGAACCACAUGACCUCCCUUGGAUUGUCUCCCUUCAUUUUCCCCCUCAUGCUGUAAAAGGUCUUUCCCCUUCCAUCCAUUGAGGAAGGGGAUGGAGAGUGAUGGGAAGCAUGUAAAGGCAAGAGAGCGGGCUGUCUCCCAGGGCCUGACGUGUGCCUGCGCCCAGUGACUGGCUGUUUU